AUGAGAGGCAAGAUUUUCACAGUGCAGAAGGUGUCUCAACCCUGCGAAUGUCUCGCUGCCCUGCAGCUCUGCUCCGUCAGCCAGAAGAUGCAACUGACAUCAGGACGAAGAAGCCUCUGCUUUGGGUCACUCGUUAAGCAAGAGGAACGAAGACGUGGGGAGGGCACAGCCAACACAAACGGCAUGGGCAUGGCGGGUUCAGACGUCCCAAUUCCCUACCGCUAUUCGAAUCUCACUCGCAUUCUUGCGAGGAGCCUUCACAGCGAUGCAAGCAUUGUGCUGUUGGUGACAAUCAACCCCGCAAGCACCGCUACUCAACUGUCGCUACAUGCAAUCGACUUUGCCCAGAGAGCUUCUUGUCUCCGAGAGAGGCCAAUCAAGAUAGGCGCCACCACUACGAAGCAGUUUCUAUUGAAGCAGCAUGAACUUUUAAAGGAGUGA
This is a messenger RNA of Eimeria necatrix, 441 nucleotides long. RefSeq lists its product as hypothetical. The coding region runs from base 1 to 441 and encodes 146 amino acids. Gene Ontology annotation, biological process: microtubule-based movement. Gene Ontology annotation, molecular function: microtubule binding; ATP binding; microtubule motor activity. The transcript has 5 exons. Lineage: Eukaryota; Apicomplexa; Conoidasida; Eucoccidiorida; Eimeriidae. The record is from RefSeq and is a predicted model, not a curated record.